Caenorhabditis auriculariae is the source of this 853-nucleotide messenger RNA. The record is from the annotation of a GenBank genome assembly. Lineage: Eukaryota; Metazoa; Nematoda; Chromadorea; Rhabditida; Rhabditidae.
AUGCACCGGAGCAGCGCCGACAACAUCAUGGAACUCGGCGACCUCCACAAUCAAUACGAGCCCCGCGGCGGCUCCAGCGCGUCGUCCAACAGGUUGGCUUCGGUCACAACGAGUUGAAAUCGAUUGUUCACAAUAAACUGAAUUUUAUUUUCACAGAGAUCAUUUACGAUACUUAGAAGAUUGAGACUUUUCGAAGGAAGAAGAAGAAGAUAACUUGAGAGAUAUUGUCUCAACAAGCUUAUUACAAAAAGGGACACUUCUUUUGUACAGUUCCGAGAUCACCUUGAAAAUUAACGGGUUCUCUGAAUAUUUCUUCAAGUCUGGAAAUCAUAAAAAUCGAAAAAUUUCAGUUUAUCGAAAAAACUUUGCAAAGUUGAACAUCUACUUUUCUGGAAAGGAGUUAGGACCAGGAGUUAUCAAAAGAUCGAUGUGAAAAUGAUUUCUUUGCAUUUCAAUUGUAGAGAAGUUCAUCGCACACAAAUACUGAAGAACUAUCAUUUUUCGACUUAUAGUUGAUUUUCAACAGUCGGAUUUUUUCAUGUGCAAAAAUCGUAUUUCGUUCUGAUUUUAAAUUGAAAAAACUCUUUGUCGCGGGACCUCUAUCAACUCGACAUGCCCUUAUAAAAACCUUAGCAAAAAAAACCCUUAUAAAAACCGUAGUAAAUCAAGAUCAUCUUGAACUUUCAGACGGAAAACCGAGCCUCUGCCUCCUUCUACGCUCAACCUUUUCGCCUGCAUAAUCGCGUAACCAAACCAAAAUGACCUUUUAAAAAAGUCGCUUUUUAGGUCAGCCGCUUUGACAAUCGCCGUCGUCGGCCUCGCCAUAGCUUUUUUCAUACUUGCAUUCAGUUAA